GGCACCCCGGCCUGCCUGGUCCUCGGUGAAGCUGACAUUGCCAAGCAGCUCUCUGCAAUGGCCUCAGGGAGCCAGGGUGACCCCCCCAGGGCACAGGGACGCCAGGGCAGUGCCAGGCACCGGCGGGCACAGGAGCUCAACUCAGAGACCCAGGUGGUGGAGGAGACGGAGGAGGUGUUCCGGAGCUACGCCUUCUACCGCUACCGGCAGGAGAGGGAGGAGGGAGGGGAGGAGGUGCCCCUGGACCCCGAGAUCGAGGAGUUCCAGCAGGAGGAGGUCUACAGCACGGGCAGCCAGGUGGGGAGGCGCUUGGCCAUCAUCGGGGACGACAUCAACGAGCGCUACGACGAAGAGUUCCGCUGCAUGCUCAAGUCCCUGCAGCCCACCAGGGACAAUGCCUACGAGUACUUCACCAGGAUAGCCUCCAGCCUGUUCGAGAGCGGCAUCAACUGGGGCCGCGUGGUGGCGCUGCUGGGCUUCGGGUACCGCAUGGCGCUGCACGUCUACCAGCAGGGCAUCCCCGGCUUCCUGCGCCGCAUCGCCAGAUUCGUGGCCGAGUUCAUGCUGCACAACCACAUCGCCCGCUGGAUCGCGCAGCAGGGAGGAUGGGUGGCUGCACUCAAGCUGGACAACGUUUAUGUGAACUACAUGCUGGUGGUGGUGGCCCUGGUGCUGGUGGGGCACCUGGUGGUACGACGCUUCCUCAGGCCCUGACGGAGGGGUGGGCAGAGGCUGGGGGGUCUGGCCGAGCUCCCAGAUCUCUGCUCUGCAUGGACACCUCCCAAGAGAGAGGAGACUCCAGGAACCUCUGAGGGACAGAGCACAGCUUGGCCCUGUGACCCUCCCACCACACGGCCCAGAGUCUGCCACCCACACUGACACCGCCAGGAGCUAUGGAGGGCAGCGGGGGGGAAGGUUCACCUCGGGCUGUUCCCUGCCUUAGCUGCUGGGGCAGCAGGGCUCUGACACCCCCAGCACCAAGCCACAGCAGCUCCUCUGCAGCCAAACCUCUGAAGGAACAAACUUCUGGGGAUAAUGUGUGUGGGGAGGUCCUGUCCACACCCUGGGGAGGAGCAGAGCUCCCCACUUGCUGGUGGCUCUGGCCCAGACCCUGACCACAGCUGAGGAGGGAUUGCAGCCCUGGCUCCUGCAGCUGUGGUCUGGAGGGGCCAGCACCAGCCCGUGUGGGGCUGGCAUUCACCUCCCUCUGUUCUGAGCUUAAGUACUUGAGCCUCCUCCUUGCUUUGAAGAAGAGUCCUGACCCUGUUGUAAAGAAACCCUCUGACAGCCCCUGCCCUCUGACACCC
Dryobates pubescens (Downy woodpecker) is the source of this 1307-nucleotide messenger RNA. RefSeq names its product BCL2 antagonist/killer 1 (gene BAK1). Bases 58 to 714 code for a protein of 218 amino acids. Gene Ontology annotation, cellular component: mitochondrial outer membrane. The record is from RefSeq and is a predicted model, not a curated record. NCBI's taxonomy places the organism in Eukaryota, Metazoa, Chordata, Aves, Piciformes, Picidae. Gene Ontology annotation, biological process: extrinsic apoptotic signaling pathway in absence of ligand; regulation of apoptotic process; intrinsic apoptotic signaling pathway in response to DNA damage. Gene Ontology annotation, molecular function: protein homodimerization activity; protein heterodimerization activity. The transcript is spliced from 6 exons.